AUGGUUCACCUAAGUAAAAGAAAUAAUAUUAAAAGCUUUUUAAAUUAUUGCAAAGCGAAAUAUUUGAACCCUUUACUAAUUAAUAAAAAUGAAGACAUAAUAAAAGAAACCAGUAUUUUAAAAAAUAACAACUUGUAUAGUAGAAAGGAGUCGAAUGUUUUUAUAGAAAUAUUAAAAUCAUCCUUUAUAAAAUUUAGAGGACAAAAAAUAAACGAAGAAAUAAAUAACCAUAAUAAUAUUAUUAAUAAUAGUAGUCACAAUAAUAAUCAUAAUAUUUAUCAUGAUACAAACAAAAAAAAAAAACAACAAUAUGAAGAAAAACAUAAUGUAUUUCAUACAGAAAAUAUGCAUAAAGAAGUUUUACUAUGUAUGGAUGUUUUACAAUAUGAAGAAGAUAAAGUAAAUCGUGAAUUACAUUUAUUACAUUCUUAUUUUAAUAAAGAAAGAACAAAUAUUGAUCCUUAUACCUUAUGUGAAAGUAAAAUAAAAAAUAUUGAUGAAUAUAUAUAUAAUAUUAUUAAAACCAAUUAUAAAAACAUUGAUGAAUUUAUUACAUAUAUUUAUUUAUAUAAAGGAAAAAGAUUUAGAGUUAUCUUAAGUAUCCUAUUAAAAAAUAUAUUACAUCAUAUAGAUAAUGUUUCAAAAAUUAAAACAAAUUUUAAAAAUAGAAAUAUCCAAAGAAAAUUUUUCAAAUCAAAUAAACUCACGUCAAAUUAUUUAUCAAAUAAAUUAAAACUAUACAACUUGAAAAUAACACAAAAAAAAAACAUAUGUGAAAAAACAGUCUUAGAUAAUCAAUGUAAAAUUAUAGCUGCUUCAGAAAUUAUACAUAUGGGUUCUCUUUUACAUGAUGAUGUCAUAGAUGAUUCAAAUAAAAGAAGAGGUGUCAUAGCAUUACAUAAAAAAUUUGGAAAUAAAAUUUCAAUAUUAUCAGGGGAUUAUCUCUUAGCACGUGCUAGUUCUAUUUUUGCUGGUACGGGUUCACCAAAAAUUUGUAGAAGUUUCUCUUAUGUUGUCGAAAGUUUAAUAAAAGGAGAAUUCUUACAAAGAAAUUUAAAAUUUAAUAAUGUUGAAGAAGCACUCAAAAUGUAUUUAAUUAAAUCAUAUCAUAAAACAGCUUCUCUUUUUUCUCAUUUAUUUGCAUGUAUAGCCAUUCUAUCAUUUAAAAAUGAUACUAUUAUACAAUUAUGUUUUAAUUUAGGAUUACACAUAGGUAUGGCUUUUCAAUUAUAUGAUGAUUAUCUAGAUUAUAAAAUCGAUGACAAUACAAACAAACCUAUAUUAAAUGAUUUAAAAAAUAAUAUUAAAACAGCUCCCUUAUUAUUUUCCUAUAAUUAUAACCCUCAAGUUAUCUUACAAUUAAUUAAUAAAAAUUCAUAUACAAAUAAUGAUAUUGAAAAUAUUUUAUAUUAUAUCCAACAUUCUAAUAGUAUGAAAAAAAAUGAAUUGUGUUCAUUAUUACAUAUAAAAAAGGCAUCUGAUAUUCUAUACUCCUUAAUAUCUCAUUGUAAUAAACCUAGUACAAAUAAAAACAAUACCAAACAUGAUGAUAUAAAACAAAGUAGCGAGGCAUUAAUUAAUUUAAUCUUAAACGUGUUAUCAAGAAACGUCAAAUGA
Messenger RNA from Plasmodium falciparum 3D7, 1617 nucleotides. RefSeq names its product polyprenyl synthetase family protein (gene OPP). Gene Ontology annotation, molecular function: all-trans-octaprenyl-diphosphate synthase activity; prenyltransferase activity; 15-cis-phytoene synthase activity. NCBI's taxonomy places the organism in Eukaryota, Apicomplexa, Aconoidasida, Haemosporida, Plasmodiidae. The record is from RefSeq and is a predicted model, not a curated record. Gene Ontology annotation, biological process: isoprenoid biosynthetic process; quinone biosynthetic process; carotene biosynthetic process.